CACGCCCCACUCUGGGCAUCGCAACGUCCGAGGAGUACUCGGUGCGUCAUUUCCACCUUCUUUCUCUGCCCAACAUGGAAGGGGCGGAGCCGGCGCUCUAUCAGUGCGUCACUUCCGGUGAGCCUAGCGGCGACAACGGCAACAUGGCUAUGAACGGCGCUGAAGUUGACGAUUUCUCUUGGGAGCCUCCUACCGAAGCGGAAACGAAGGUGCUGCAAGCGCGACGGGAGCGGCAGGAUCGCAUCUCCCGGCUCAUGGGCGACUACUUGCUGCGUGGUUACCGCAUGCUGGGCGAGACGUGCGCGGACUGCGGGACGAUCCUCCUCCAAGACAAACAGCGGAAAAUCUACUGCGUGGCUUGUCAGGAGCUCGACUCAGAUGUGGAUAAAGAUAAUCCCGCCCUGAAUGCCCAGGCUGCCCUCUCCCAAGCUCGGGAGCACCAGCUCGCCUCUGCCUCAGAGCUCCCCUCAGGCUCUCGGCCCACCCCUCAGCCCCCAGUACCCCGUCCAGAGCACUGUGAGGGAGCUGCAGCAGGGCUCAAGGCAGCCCAGGUGCCGCCCCCUCCUGCAGUGCCUCCAAAUACAGAUGUCCUGGCCUGCACACAGGAGGCCCUCCUGCAGAAGCUGACCUGGGCCUCAGAUGAACUGGGCUCUAGCACCUCCCUGGAGACUAGUAUCCAGCUGUGUAGCCUCAUCCGAGCUUGUGCUGAGGCCCUGCGCAGCCUGCAGCAGCUGCAACAGUAAGAGACCCUCUCCUGAGAAAAACCCUCUAGAAAAACAGCUGUUCCUCUUG
Pteropus alecto (black flying fox) is the source of this 792-nucleotide messenger RNA. RefSeq names its product Sjogren syndrome/scleroderma autoantigen 1 (gene ZNRD2). Lineage: Eukaryota; Metazoa; Chordata; Mammalia; Chiroptera; Pteropodidae. The record is from RefSeq and is a predicted model, not a curated record. The transcript is spliced from 4 exons. Bases 75 to 743 code for a protein of 222 amino acids.